CGCCAGUCGCGCCGCGCGCACCGAGGUCUCCGCUACUCUCCCACGUGUGAGGCGAACUUUCCGCGUCCGCAGCCGCCCUUAUCAAAACAUUCCCGCAUUGGGAUCGAUCUGCACGUCUCUACGCUACUGAUGAUAACAUUCGACCCCCCCGAGUGACGUUGCGACUGUAGUGUCCUGUUUAUACUGUGUUGUGACUUAUGUUUUGUGUUCAUCAGUUAUCGGAUUAUUGUUUACAAAAUUUGUUUUAAUUUGUCGCACUCCGGAAAUAAUAACCUCGCGUCGCCUGCGCACGCCGACGUCCGUCUGCUCCAUGAGCAUUCCUGGUAUGAGAGCAGGGUGUGUAGUACGCGCGCGAUGGAUGCGUGAUCGGUCAUCAUGCGCCUCUUCCGCGGGCCGAAGCGCAGGGAAGUGACCGGGCCGCAGGCCGCGCCGUCGCCGCGCGGGGAGCUCGCCGCGCACACCCCACACAACUACACGCUCGUGACAGCGCUCCCCGCCAUGGUCAUGGAGGACGAUGUCAACGACAUGAAAAAAGUGUUUGCUACGUGGGGUCGUCGCAUGGGCAAGAAACUAGAUAUGUUAAAAAAGACGGAGACGAAAGAAUCACCCGAAGGACCAGUCAAAAACGAAAGUGAUGAUUCUUCGAUGAUUAUUACCGGGCAGUAUAAAAAGAAACAAAAUUGGAAAAUGGGAAGGAGCAGCUCUGAUUCAACAUCCUUAAGAAAAGAUAAUGAUACCGAUUCCAUUCGGAGUGGAUCAAGAGAUAGAUCCCCAAGUCCCUUUAAAACGUUUUUUCAUAGAAUGGGUUCAACUGGUAUGUUAAAUUCCUCAAAAACUCAGUCUCUACACACAGCAAAACCCUCUGAUAACUAUCCUAUAUCGAAUGGACAAUCGCUUUAUCGUAGUUGCUCUACAUCACAUUUAUCGACGUAUGUCAAAGCGGAUGAUCCUUCUGAUGAUAUAGAUUUUCAAAAUACUAAUACUGAAAAUAAGACAUCUCCCAAACAAAAACAAAAAGCUAACCUAUCGCCAGACGAAAGCUUAGGAAAUACAUCGACAAAAGCAAUAAGUUGUGAUAACAUACCAAACAAAUUAGAUAGCCAGCAAAGUACAGGAACAUGUAAAAAACCAAAUUUUCCUUACGCUUUUUUGCGAUCUAAAUUAUCAGUCUUGCCGGAAGAACACAGUAUGGCAGCACAGCAUAGGUCCGUAUCAGUACGACAAAGUUUCUCCGAAAGAAUAGAUCGCAGAUCUCCUAAAUUUCGAAGAGAAAGAAUGUAUUUACCUAAUACUCGGUCAGAAGAGCGAUAUCAAAGCAGUGAUAACAUAUCCGUCCACGAAGAAAACAUACUUAUGAGUGCGAGUGUCAGAAAUAACUGCGAUUUUUCGAGAAGUUCAAUCAGAAGUAUUAACGAGCCUGACAAUGUAUAUCAACCUCGUCGAUUAGAGGAUGUACCUCGAAGAUCUUCGAUGAUAUCUCAAACGGCGCCGUUUGAUUACGACCCAAUGUUGAUCCCCAGAAAUAGAAACAGUUUGCCAGUUUACGAAUAUAAUUCAAUUUUAGGAUCUGCACAGGAUCUUAAAACUGAUCUAGCAUCUUCUAAUCAAAGCAUACAUCUAGAAGUACUACAGGCUCAUAGGUUAAGCAACUACGUAAGCUCGAAUGAGUCUGGAUAUGAUAGUGAUGGUAGACCAACGGAUGAGCACAGUAAUCAUUCACCCCCAGGAUAUUCUUGUAAUUCGCAAGGUGUAUCCAACAGUAAUGGAGAUCCCAAUCACAGUAAUUUUUCACGACAGUUAAGUCUUAAUCAUAAAAUAAACGUCAGUAGAGUUAAUGUGCCUGUUAGAAGAAGCUCUACUCCUUGUGCUCUAUUUCCAGUUGAAAAAAAUACAUCCUAUGAAUAUGAAAAUCAAAAUAGAGAUAUUAAUAAAUACAAAAAUAACGACACAAAUCAUCUAAUAACGUUAGACUACAAUGAUGCAAAACCUCCGCCAUUACCAAAGAAAACUAUCAAUAAAAAACCACCAUAUAUUUACAAAACAAUAACUUUAGAUGAACGUGUACAAACAAGAAAAAUAAAAUUAUUACAGUCUCAGUUAGUUCCAGUAGAUCACUCAUCGACACCAAAUCUCAGUGAAAAUUUAAUAAGUACAUCGGAAGAAGUGGUUAAUGUGCAACAAAUUCAAGAAACAGAUAUACUCGGCAGAGGACCAUGUACGAAACGGUUUCGGAAAAUAAGAUUAUUGAAAUCAAGACUAGACGAAAGCCUGGGAGUCUACUUAGCGCAACACAGAGUAGAUUUUGAUAGUGGAGGAAAUAAUUAUGAAAUUCGCUAUAUUGUUGUUAAACUUGAUUUUGAUGGUAUAGCUCAUAGAGACGGAAGACUUCGAAUAGGUGAUGAAAUAGUUAAUGUAAAUGGAAAAGUUUUAAGAGGAUUAUCUUCUCUGGGAGAUGUACAGCAUAUAGUUAAUUCUUGUUCUACUGAAGCAACUAUUGAGGAGGGCGCGCUAUUUCACAGAUAUCAGGUCGAUUUAGUAAUGGCACAUGAUGAAAUUUCACCAAUCACAUUGAGUCGAAUCAUUAAUAAUCAACAUUGCGAGACGAAUUCCAUGCAUUCCAUGUCAAGUAUACCACCUGACAUUAUAUCGCAAACGGUGCACAAACCAUCUUCCAGCCAGAUAAUCAUUGAAACUCAUUUUCCAAGUGAAGAUCAAUACGGGCGUAACGCAAAUAGCUUUAACAGACAUUCCAAUGAUAAAUCUGAUUUAAAUAAUAAAAAAUGCGAAGUUGGAGUUCAAGUAAACAAUAGUCUAUUGUUGUCAAAUCAAAAAAGUGACGACGAAAAAUUACUAGAGCGAAACUGCUACACGCAAUCUCAUUCAUCUCUACAAAAUAUCACAAAUAUAGAAAUUUCAAUGAGGUCGUCUCCUUCGCCGAGGCAUUCUAAUAGUAAUAACUACAGACCCAUAUCACUCCAUAAUUCACGUCCGCAACCGAUGCUUGGAUUACCAAUUUGUAAUGACAAUACAACAAAUGAAAUCAAAGAAAACACUUCACAUUACAUUAAAAAUGCCCAGAGGAUGUACCAAAAUAGAUCUUUUGAAAGUAUACCAGAACAACUGAGGAGCAGCAGCCGAAGCAGAUUUUUCAAUAGAGUUGGAUCUCAAAGAUGCACUCCUAACUAUUCCCAUAUGUCACGCCAACAAGACUAUAAUAAUCAUCAAGAUAGUAUUAAUUAUGCACAUAACACCGUACACAGAGCUGAGUUUUGGAAAGGUCCAGGUCAUAAAAGUCUUGGAUUCAGCAUCGUAGGCGGUACCGAUUCACCGAAAGGACAAAUGGGAAUAUUCGUUAAGACAGUCUUUCCAAAUGGUCAAGCAGCUGAUAAGGGAACUAUCUAUGAAGGUGACGAGAUUUUAUCAGUAAACAACGUUCCAACGCGUGGGCUAAGUCACGCUGGUGCAAUAUCGUUGUUUAAACAAGUAAAAGAAGGAAAAAUAGAAUUGACGCUUUCAAGAAGAAGAGCUCCUAGGUCAAGAUCUGUGGAACCUCUCGGUAAUUUUCGCGGUGAAUGCAAAAGAGAUUGAUACUAGAAGAGCCAGAAGCCCAAAGACAGCUAAACAUGUUUUUAUUAAGUGCAAUAAUAUUAAUACUUUUUAUUUGGCCAAAGGCAAUCACUUACAUUUUAGAAUUAUUUUCAUAGUUAUUAGGAGUACCUACGUGGUACUUGUGCCUAACUGUAUUUCAAAGGCAGAUCACGUAGAGUCGAUAUAAAUUAAUGACAUGCUGGUAUUCUUCUUCAUUCGUCGAAUGACUAAAUAUUGUACACAUUGCAUUAAUAGCUUUACAAGAGUAGAAUGUAUAAUAAUAUAAUAUGCGAACAUUAAAUGUUAUAUUCCUACUUUCAUAAAUUAUUAUUCAUUCAUGUGUCGAUAUUUUAUCAUAAAUUGUAUAAUGUGACUAUAAUAAGACUGUACGUAAUAUCUACUAAGUUGUAAGUUUAUCAUUAGGUAUAUCCCGAUAGAAAUGCUAGAUCUCGUUAUUUCUGUAAUUUGUUUGUAUUCAAAUAGGUGCUAAAAUAUGAUUAUGGCGUUCACCUUAACUUAUAUUAUAUCCGACAUGACUAAAGUACAUACACUGCACUUCUUAAUACUAUAAUAAAUAGACUGAUAUUUCAAUUUUCUAUACUUAAUAAUUAUUUGUACCUAUAUUCGCAACCAAAGCUUAGUGAUUACGUGGGUAAUAUUUAAACAAUUUAAAAUACAAACUUCUUUACUAUACUUAUAUACUACAAAUCGCCGGUUAUUGAUAUCAGCGAAUCUGCUCCGUCCAAUAAAAUUGUUAAAAAGGUCAAUUAUUCCGUAUUUUGAUGAUUGGCAAUACACAUCGAGCGAAGGAACGUUUAUACAAAUUCGAAAUAAAACGAACCAUACCAUCCAGAACGAUCGAAAUUUGAUAUACAUAGUCUAAAAUUAAUUCAUGAACAGUAUUGUUAAAGCGUAAUUAAUUGUUUUGUAAAUAAAUUAAGGAUACCUCUCGAUGCUUCCACACUUUUAGUUGAAAAUAAAACAUUUAU
This is a messenger RNA of Maniola jurtina (meadow brown), 4577 nucleotides long. RefSeq lists its product as uncharacterized. The record is from RefSeq and is a predicted model, not a curated record. The coding region runs from base 376 to 3588 and encodes 1070 amino acids. The transcript is spliced from 6 exons. Lineage: Eukaryota; Metazoa; Arthropoda; Insecta; Lepidoptera; Nymphalidae. Gene Ontology annotation, molecular function: protein binding.